Grus americana (Whooping crane) is the source of this 345-nucleotide messenger RNA. It is a transcript of the gene TRIM16, whose product is annotated as tripartite motif containing 16. The record is from RefSeq and is a predicted model, not a curated record. NCBI's taxonomy places the organism in Eukaryota, Metazoa, Chordata, Aves, Gruiformes, Gruidae.
AUGGAUGCUCGUCCCAGCAUUUACAUCGGGCUGAAGGACAAACUGUUCCAAAUCAGGUGGGUCAUCACAGAGCCUGCUAUCGGCUUUGGCGUGAUGUACAGAGGCAUCGACCAAACAGGUUCAGAAAGCAGCAGCUGCACCUCAAGGAAUGACUUCUCCAGGAGCAUCCUGCAGUACGGGAAAGGGUUUCCUGCAUGGCACAGUGAGGUGGAGAUGCCCCUCAAAAUGGAUGUGCUUGGUAGGAUAGGGGUCUACCCAAACUACCCCAGCGACCUGUCCUUUUAUGGGGUCACCUAUGAUGAUGUGACCUUCAUGCACCAGUUUGAGUAUGAUUUUGGUUUUUAA